Messenger RNA from Thamnophis elegans (Western terrestrial garter snake), 790 nucleotides. RefSeq names its product claudin-4-like. The record is from RefSeq and is a predicted model, not a curated record. Bases 1 to 648 code for a protein of 215 amino acids. The transcript has a single exon. Lineage: Eukaryota; Metazoa; Chordata; Lepidosauria; Squamata; Natricidae. Gene Ontology annotation, biological process: bicellular tight junction assembly; cell adhesion. Gene Ontology annotation, cellular component: bicellular tight junction; plasma membrane. Gene Ontology annotation, molecular function: structural molecule activity.
AUGGCAGCCCUGGCACUGCAGCUGGUUGGGCUGGCACUGUCUAUCUUGGGCUGGCUGGGCUCUAUUUUGGCCUGUGCCCUGCCCAUGUGGAAGGUGACGGCUUUCAUCGGAUCCAACAUCAUUGUGGCACAGGUCUUCUGGGAGGGGCUGUGGAUGAACUGUGUUUACGAAAGCACUGGCCAGAUGCAGUGUAAGGUCUAUGACUCCCUACUUGACCUACCAGCAGACCUACAAACCAGCCGCGCCUUGGUGGUGGUCUCCAUCGCCAUGUCUUUCCUGGCUCUCCUGAUUGCCAUCUCUGGAGCAAGGUGCACCCGCUUUGUAGAAGACCCAAAGACCAAGGCUAAAGUUUUGAUGAUAGCUGGUGUGGUGUUCAUCCUAGCUGGAGUGGCGCUCCUCUUUCCUGUCUCCUGGUCAGCAAGGAACAUUGUCAGCAACUUCUAUAAUCCACUCGUUCCUGAGGCCCUGAAGAGAGAACUGGGUAUCUCACUUUACAUAGGUUGGGCAGCUAGUGCUUUCCUGAUCCUUGGUGGAGGCACCUUCUGUUGCUUCCUUCCUCCAAAGGAGGACAAUAAAUCCUAUCCAAUGAGAUACUGGACAGGAAGACACCCUUCUGCCAGCAGCUAUGCCCGCAAAGUCUAUGUAUGACCCUUCUUGGAAAAGCUACCUCUCCUCCCCCCUUACUCCAAGCCUUGAGAAAGAAGGAUUGGCUGGCAAAAAGGACUCAUCCGAUGCAAUGAUGUAACAGAAUAUAAAUCUUGCGAUGCCAAUUGCCUGUCAGGCCUGUCUA